AUGACUCAAUCAUCUCUGAAGAAACAAGUUCGGCAAGGAGAUGACAAUGUCAAACCUAUCAAAAGUGUAAAGAAAGAUGCAACUGAAAAAGCUGAUGACUUUGCAAGGGAACAUAUAACUGGUGGAUGGCGACCUGGUAUGGAUCACAAGGUGGAUGACUCCGGUCACUUUGAGUUCGGAGGAUCACUUGGAGUUCUAGCUCUCAUGAUUGGUUUCCCUACUCUAAUGUAUUACAUGUGGAUUGGCGCUAUAUAUUAUGAUGGCAAAUUUCCUCUACCCACCGAAGGACAAUCUUUUACAGACUUUGCGAAACAUCUCCUACAUUUGGUUUACACCAGAGCUUUCCCUCAUUUCAGGGCAUGGCGCAUAUACUGGACCUAUUACAUUUUUGAAGUUGCAUGCUAUCUGUUUAUGCCUGGCUUUACAUGUUUCGGCAAGCCUCUGCUUCAUGAAGGUGACAAACAGCUUAAAUACUAUUGUUCGGCAUAG
Messenger RNA from Botrytis porri, 489 nucleotides. RefSeq lists its product as uncharacterized. Gene Ontology annotation, biological process: sterol biosynthetic process. Gene Ontology annotation, cellular component: membrane. NCBI's taxonomy places the organism in Eukaryota, Fungi, Ascomycota, Leotiomycetes, Helotiales, Sclerotiniaceae. The record is from RefSeq and is a predicted model, not a curated record. The coding region runs from base 1 to 489 and encodes 162 amino acids. Gene Ontology annotation, molecular function: oxidoreductase activity, acting on the CH-CH group of donors, NAD or NADP as acceptor. The transcript has a single exon.